AUGGCAGACCAUCCCUCACGACCUGGAGGCGGGAGCAGGCACUUGGACGCUUCGGGCCCACGAGAAGUAGUGUACUGCCAUCAGUGCGACCAUGAGUGGUAUCAAGACGAGAGCGGCUUAGUCUGCCCAAAUUGUCAGGGCGAGAUUACUGAGAUCAUCACAGUUGAGAGUGAUCCUCGACCAGGUAGACCAGGACCAGCCAACGACGACCCUCCCACUCCACCUGGCUUCCGAUCUCUCCAUAGCCUUCGCAACCACAAUCCGUGGGGAGGGGAAGAAUUCUCAGAUCCCGAGGAAGCAGACAUUGAGGAACAUAUUACACAAGGACCAGGAGGCUCUGUGCUGAUUUCCCGGACCGUCAGGACGACUAACCCACGUGGAUUUGGUGGUAGUCGACGACGGAGAGAUCCUAAUCCUCAAGAAGAUCCCGACAAUGUCAUGCGAGAUUUCCAGAAUAUGAUUGGAACCUUGAUGGGACCUGGAUUUCGACCUGGCCAGCCUGGUAGAUCAGGUCCCGAUACAUUGUUCACGCAAGGACCUUAUGGGACUGGAUUCAGACUAGGAGGUAGUAAUGGAGGACCACAAGUUGUCGGAGGACGAUUUACUUUUACUACCACAUCUGGUGGACGCCUCCGGCCAAGAGAUGCGAAUGGACCUCAACCUGGAGGACCACCAGUUGAUGAUCUAGCUACGUACGACCCCCCUUCCACUCCAAAUCCCCCUAAUGGCCGUUCCCUAUUUGUGAUUAACACUAGAGCACCUCCUGACGAACUUGUUAGGAUUAUUGGAAGCAUACUUGGUCCCAUGGGUGCACCUGGCCACCAUGCCGAAGGUCCUCCUGGGAUGCCAGCCUCUUUCCAGGCGCUCUUCUCAGCAAUGCUCAACCCUGCAAAUGCACGUACUGGAGAUGCUGUCUAUACGCAAGAAGCUUUGGACCAGAUCAUCUCCACGUUGAUGGAACAGCACCCCACUUCAAACGCACCCGGCCCAGCAUCUCCAGAUGCCAUUGCAGCACUCCCGAAGAAGAAGUUGGAUGAGAAAUUACUCGGGCCCGAAGGAAAGGGAGAGUGCAGUGUAUGUAUGGACGACGUACACAUUGGUGACGAAGUGGUUCUCUUACCAUGCAACCACUGGUUUCACGAGACCUGCGCCGGGGCAUGGUUGAGCGAGCACAAUACCUGCCCAAUUUGCAGGAAAGGAAUUGACGGCGGCGACGCUGGGCCAUCAAGCAGCAGGAGAUCAAGCCAGAGCACGCCUUCUUCUCGAAACGAGUACAGAGCUCGACGAUUGAGCUCGACCAGAAUGCCUCUUCGUCGCAGCGAUCCAGUUGAUUCAACGAGGAAUCAGGCGAGAUUAGAUGCUAUUCGCGGUCUCGGAAGAGUCACACCACCAGAAGAUGGAACCCCAGGAGACACGAGACGAUGGCAACCAGGCGGAGCAAGCCGUGAACCCCAAGAGAGUGAUGACUAUGCAACACGCAUGCCUGGUUCCUUCUCGAAUUCCUACCGCCGACCCUCGGAGGCCAGCGAGACGCAUAGGAGAGGCAACACAAGUGGCAGUGACCGUUCUCGAGAAUCGGAACGAGAACGACGACGAAGUUCCCAUUCCGGAGGAGGAGGUAGUAGUGGCGGUGGAGGAGGCCCUGUGUCCUGGUUUCGAGACCACUUCGGAAGUUCGCACAGAAGAAAUGACUAG
Messenger RNA from Hyaloscypha bicolor E, 1695 nucleotides. RefSeq lists its product as uncharacterized. The transcript is spliced from 2 exons. Lineage: Eukaryota; Fungi; Ascomycota; Leotiomycetes; Helotiales; Hyaloscyphaceae. The record is from RefSeq and is a predicted model, not a curated record. The coding region runs from base 1 to 1695 and encodes 564 amino acids.